This is a messenger RNA of Arabidopsis lyrata subsp. lyrata, 1210 nucleotides long. RefSeq names its product small nuclear ribonucleoprotein-associated protein B'. Gene Ontology annotation, cellular component: U1 snRNP; U4 snRNP; catalytic step 2 spliceosome. Gene Ontology annotation, molecular function: RNA binding. The coding region runs from base 153 to 941 and encodes 262 amino acids. The record is from RefSeq and is a predicted model, not a curated record. Lineage: Eukaryota; Viridiplantae; Streptophyta; Magnoliopsida; Brassicales; Brassicaceae. The transcript has 2 exons. Gene Ontology annotation, biological process: mRNA splicing, via spliceosome.
CCCACUUCCCGAUUCGCACAGCCAAAAACCCCCAAUUUUGGCCUCUCGAUUUAGUUUUUGAAACCCUAAGCUCGAUUUCGAAUCUCUCCGGCGUACUCGAUUCGCCGGUCGAAUCUCUGCUUGUAGCGAGUGUUACUGUUUAAUCGGCGAAAAUGUCGAUGUCGAAGAGUUCAAAGAUGCUUCAGUUCAUCAACUACAGGAUGCGAGUGACGAUCCAAGACGGAAGACAGCUCGUUGGGAAGUUCAUGGCGUUUGACCGUCACAUGAACCUCGUUCUCGGCGAUUGCGAGGAGUUUCGUAAGCUUCCACCAGCGAAAGGGAAGAAGAUCAACGAAGAACGUGAAGAUCGCCGUACGCUAGGUUUGGUUUUGCUUAGAGGUGAAGAAGUUAUCUCAAUGACUGUUGAAGGACCACCUCCUCCUGAAGAAUCUCGUGCUAAAGCUGGCUCUGCAGCUGCUGUUGCUGGUCCAGGAAUUGGCCGUGCCGCUGGGCGUGGAGUUCCUACUGGUCCGUUAGUUCAAGCUCAGCCUGGACUAUCUGGUCCUGUUCGUGGUGUUGGUGGACCAGCUCCGGGGAUGAUGCAGCCUCAGAUCUCUCGUCCACCACAGCUUUCGGCUCCUCCGAUUAUUCGACCUCCGGGACAAAUGUUGCCACCUCCUCCAACUUUUGGUGGUCAAGGUCCACCUAUGGGAAGAGGUCCUCCACCGCCUUAUGGUAUGAGGCCACCACCACAGCAGUUUUCUGGACCACCACCGCCUCAGUAUGGGCAAAGGCCAAUGAUUCCUCCUCCUGGUGGUAUGAUGAGAGGACCUCCUCCUCCACCUCAUGGAAUGCAAGGACCGCCACCGCCUCGCCCUGGAAUGCCUCCCCCUCCUGGUGGUUUUGCUCCACCGCGUCCUGGCAUGCCACCACCGCCUAAUCAACAUAAUCAGCAGCAGUGAUUAGGUAGAAGUUAAAACCUUGUUUAGAGAGCUAUUGAUGUUGUGGUGAACCGUGAACGCAUUCAGCUUUUUGUGAUGAAGAACUUAGAACUUGUUGAUGUAUCAGAAGAUGAAAGUCUGGAAUAUUCGCAUUACCUUAUGAUUUUUUUUGAUAUAUAGUUGAAAUCUAUCACAAAUCAUUGUGGUUCAGUUUGGUUGUGUUUCAUUCUUAUAAUAUGUUAACUUUGAUGAAAUGAAAUUGUGAAUAAGUGUGGUUAGUUGAAUGGUAA